AUGAGUUCACGUGCUUCAACAAUUACUAAGCGUUCUACAGAAUUUUCCAUUGCGGAAGAUCGAACAACAGAAAAUGGUGGCGCCAAGCUGGAUUUUUCGGGCAAGGCGAUCAAGCAUUAUGUUAUCACAAGGUUUACCGAUCUUAUUCCUUCGAAGAGAAUGAUUCAAGCGAACAAGAGAUUGAUGAACCCAAUUCCAGCUUUAAGAGAAAUGAACAAAAAGCAAUGGCUUAUGUUUUCAUCCGCAUUUUUGGCAUGGAUGUGGGUUGCAUAUGAUUUCUUCACUAUUUCGCUUAAUAUUUCUAAUCUUUCCGAGGAGUUCAAUCUUCCUGUAAAGAGUAUAACUUGGGGCAUUACUCUAGUGUUGAUGGUUCGCACGGUUGGUAGCAUAAUGUUUGGCUAUUUGGGUGAUCGUUAUGGAAGAAAAUGGCCUUUGGUUCUUAACAUGGGACUUGUGUGCAUUCUUCAAAUAGGUACUGGAUUUGUGAAAAAUUACAAGGAGUUUUUAGCAGUGAGAGCAUUGUUUGGUGUUUUGUUGGGAGGUGUUUAUGGUAAUGCUGCAGCUACAGCUCUAGAUGACUGCCCUAAUGAUGCCAGAGGAUUUAUAUCCGGUUUUCUUCAACAAGGAUAUACGUUUGGCUACUUAAUGGCCGUUAUCUUCAAGAGAGCAAUUGCCGACAAUUCCAGUUAUGGAUGGAAGUCUACCUUUUGGUUUGGUUCUGGAAUCAGUUUUUUGAUCAUGAUAUUCAGAUGUCUUUUACCUGAAACAGAUAGCUUUAUUAAGUCUCAGGAGCUUGCUAGAUACAAGAAGGAGAAUAACAUUCAAGACAAGAGCUUUUCACAAACUGCUAAGGAGGCUUGUAGAGAGUACUGGUUAAUUAUGAUUUACUUGGUCCUUUUUGCAGCAGGUUUCAACUUCAUAUCUCAUAGUUCCCAAGAUAUGUACCCAACCUUGUUGACUGUUCAAUACUCGUUUUCCGAAGAUAGAUCUACUGUUACUAACUGUGUUGCCAAUAUUGGUGCUAUGUUUGGCGGUAUAAUUAUGGGACAUGCCUCCAGUAUUUUUGGAAGAAGGUUUAUUAUUAUCAUUUGUUGUAUUGCUGGUGGUGCUUUAAUUUAUCCUUGGGCUUUUACUAAAGGAUCUGCUAUUAAUGUCGGAGCUUUCUUUUUACAAUUUUGUGUUCAGGGUGCUUGGGGUGCAGUUCCGAUUCAAUUAUCUGAACUUGCACCUCCUCAAUUUAGAGCAUUUGUUGUUGGUCUUGCUUACCAACUAGGAAAUUUAGCGUCUUCAGCUUCAUCUACAAUCGAGACAACCAUAGGUGAGCAGUUCCCUAUCACAUUAAAAGAUGGUAAGAAAACAUUUGAUUAUGCCAAGGUUAUGGCUAUCUUUGUUGGUUGUGUGUUUGCUUACAUUAUCAUUGUCACGUUUCUGGGUCCUGAAAGGAGAAACUAUUCUUUUGAUGGGGAUGACGAAUCAAAUGAUGAAUAUGAAGAUAAAGAGGUCACGGUGCCCAAAGACAAAACCUCCAUGGUUUGA
Messenger RNA from Brettanomyces bruxellensis, 1536 nucleotides. RefSeq lists its product as uncharacterized. Gene Ontology annotation, molecular function: secondary active monocarboxylate transmembrane transporter activity. The record is from RefSeq and is a predicted model, not a curated record. The transcript has a single exon. The coding region runs from base 1 to 1536 and encodes 511 amino acids. Gene Ontology annotation, cellular component: plasma membrane. Gene Ontology annotation, biological process: plasma membrane lactate transport. NCBI's taxonomy places the organism in Eukaryota, Fungi, Ascomycota, Pichiomycetes, Pichiales, Pichiaceae.